Juglans regia (Persian walnut) is the source of this 1797-nucleotide messenger RNA. Its product is annotated as putative BPI/LBP family protein At1g04970. The transcript has 6 exons. The record is from RefSeq and is a predicted model, not a curated record. NCBI's taxonomy places the organism in Eukaryota, Viridiplantae, Streptophyta, Magnoliopsida, Fagales, Juglandaceae. Gene Ontology annotation, molecular function: lipid binding. Bases 100 to 1554 code for a protein of 484 amino acids.
AAAAGUCCUCUGUAUUUGAUUGGAUUUCUGCCGGAAGAAAAAGAAGGGUUUAAAUCCAUCUCAGUCCUGCGAAUGCGAGCAACCCAAUAGCAAAGCCGGAUGGCACCCACUAUUCUCUUCGUUCUAAUGGCUGCUUUCUUCAUUCCCACGAAUUCCCAUCUACAACUAACGGACCAAGCCUUUACCUCCGUAGCCCUCUCCCAACAAGGUCUCGAUUUUGUCAAAAACUUGCUUAUCGACGAGGCAAUUUCUUCAAUAAUCCCCCUCCAACUUCCCAAGAUUGAGAAAUCUGUGAAAAUCCCAUUUGUGGGUAACGUCCAUAUGGUCCUGUCGAAUACUACAAUAUACAAAAUCGAUGUUUCCGAGUCGUAUGUGAAGCCUGGAGAUACAGGGAUUGCGAUUAUUGUGGCAGGGGCUACUUGUAAUUUGAGUAUGAAUUGGUAUUAUUCUUACAGUACUUGGCUUGUGCCGGUUGAGAUUUCGGAUAGAGGGAGUGCUUCUGUUCAGGUUGAAGGCAUGGAAGUGGGGCUUACUCUAGGCUUGGAGAACCAGGAAGGAACACUGAAGCUUUCCCUCAUGGAGUGUGGUUGCUAUGUGAAAGAGAUAUCAGUAAUAUUGGAUGGAGGAGCAUCAUGGCUUUAUCAAGGUAUGGUUGAUGCUUUUGAAGGGCAAAUAGGUUCUGCAGUGGAAAAGGCUAUUACUAAGAAACUUGAUGAAGGGAUUUUGAAGCUUGACUCCUUUCUCCAAACUCUUCCAAAAGAAAUCCCAGUGGAUGACAAUGCUUCUCUGAAUAUAACUUUCGUAAAUGACCCUUUGUUGAGUAAUUCUUCCAUUGUAUUUGAGAUCAAUGGGUUAUUCACAGGAAGAAAAAGAGCUCCAGUCCCCAAGCAUCGCCUUGAGAAUUCACAGUCUUCAGUUUUCUGCCCCAGUUCUUCUCGAAUGCUUGGAAUUACAUUAGAUGAGGCUGUCUUUAACUCUGCGUCGGCCUUUUACUAUAAUGCAUCAUUUAUGCAAUGGAUUGUGGACAAAGUACCAGAUCAGUCUCUUUUGAACACUGGUGGAUGGAGAUUCAUUGUUCCCCAACUGUACAAGAAAUACCCAAAUGACGAUAUGAAUUUGAAUAUGUCUUUAUCCUCUCCUCCAGUCAUGAGGAUUGCAAAGAAUAAUAUUGAUGCAGUCAUUAAUCUAGACUUGGUGAUUGACGUUUUGGAAGCAGGCAAAGUAAUACCAGUUGCAUGCAUCACGCUGAUAAUUCGGGGCUCGGGUUUAGUUAAAAUUGCAGGAAAUAACCUUGCUGGCAGUGUGAAAUUAAAUGACUUCACGAUGUCAUUGAAAUGGAGUAAUAUUGGUAAUCUGCGGUUAUAUCUAAUUCAGCCUGUGAUGUGGACACUUAUUCAAACAGUUUUCUUGCCGUACGCGAACUCACACCUUGCAAAAGGUUUUCCUUUGCCCAUCAUUCACGGUUUUACCCUUUAUGAUGCUGACAUCAUUUGCUCAGAUUCAAGAAUUAUAGUCUGCAGCGAUGUAUCAUACAAAAAUCAAACAAUUUUAUAAGUUUCUAAUGCUUUGGGUUUAUAAAUAUACGAUCCACCUGUGUCUGGAAGUGUUUGUAGGAAAAGGAAGCGGCAAUCAGUCUCCCUUUUGUAGUUUGUACAUCUUGGUGGAGACUUUUGUAGUUUGUACAUCUUGGUCGAUCAGGUUGAACCACUCGCCAUUUGGAUGUGUGCAUUGUAAUAAAACCAUUUUUUUUGCUGAAUAUAUAAUAGAACUAUUUGAACAGAAACUUUCAGAGUUUAA